Sordaria macrospora k-hell is the source of this 552-nucleotide messenger RNA. RefSeq lists its product as uncharacterized. The record is from RefSeq and is a predicted model, not a curated record. Lineage: Eukaryota; Fungi; Ascomycota; Sordariomycetes; Sordariales; Sordariaceae.
AUGGAAGGCGACGCAAUCAUCACCGUCCCCUUACUCCAGCAGAAAGCCGCAGAGGAAGAAGAACAGCAGACCAUCACCACCAAGAAACCGGAGCCACAACCCCGAAUUACGAAAGUCAACACCCCGGAUGACCUCUACGCCGCCCUCCCCCUUCCACCAACAAACCCACGCUGCAUCCGCGUCCUCGACCUCGACCCUCUUCCUCAACCACAAUCUCAAGUAAUAGAUACCGAUGGGAUCCCGCCCAAAUUAACCAGUCGUUUGAGGGUAGUUAACCUCUCCGACUCGCCUCCGCCAGUCUUUACAGCGCUUUCUUAUGUCUGGGGCGCUUCUUCGCCUUCCUCUCCUUCACCAUACCGCAUUGGCAUCAGUCUUGACACCACUACCUCAUCUACAUCUCCCUCUCCCUCUCCCGCCACCACUACCACCUCUACCACCUCUACCACCUCUACCACCUCUACCACCUCUACCACCUCUACCACCUCUACCACCUCUACCACCACCACCGAUCCCAUUGCCUGCCCUCAACCUCAACCUCAAUCGCAACCUUAG